UAGAAUACAGAACAAAAAAGGAAACUUCUCAAUAAUAAAAGUUUUUCGGUACUUAGUAAUUCACUGCGAUUGAGAAUGGAAACAGUACUGAACGUGAAGGGACCAGGAUUAGAAGAUUGUAACAAAGAUUUAGAACAUGCUAAUAAGGAAUUAGAAGCACAUACAAGAGUUGUUGCACAUGAUGUUGUCACUGAAACUGAACUCAACAAAAUUCGCCUCGUGAGGGACUUUGUUGAAACACAUGAUCCAUCUUCUAAGGAAAAAGAUGAUUUAAUAAUCAGAAGGUUUCUACGUGCUCGUGAUUUAGACGUGGAAAAGGCUUCAGCAAUGUUCCUCAAAUACUCAAAAUGGAGACAUUCAUUUGUUCCAAAUGGUUCCAUAUCUCUAUCACAGGUUCCUAAUGAAAUUGCAGAUGACAAGGUUUUUAUCCAAGGACAUGACAAGAUUGGUCGACCUAUAUUUGUUGUGUUCGGUGGAAAACAUUUUCAAAAGAAAGAUGGUCUAGAAGAAUUCAAACGAUUUGUAGUUUAUAUUCUUGAUAAAUUAUGUGCAAGUAUGGCUCACGGGCAAGAAAAAUUUGUUGGUAUAGCAGAACUUAAGGGAUGGGGUUACACAAAUAGUGAUGUUCGUGGAUACAUUUCUGCGCUCUCUAUUUUACAGGAUUACUAUCCUGAAAGAUUGGGGAAGUUGUUUAUUCUCCAUGCACCAUACAUUUUUAUGAAAGUGUGGAAAAUGGUUUAUCCAUUCAUUGACAACAAAACCAGAAACAAGAUAGUAUUUGUGGAAAACAAAAAGGUGAAAUCAACACUUAUAGAAGAAAUAGACGAAAAUCAACUCCCUCAGAUCUAUGGUGGAAAACUACAAUUAAUUGCUAUUCAAGAUAGCUAAUUAAGCUAAGCAGCUUUGACUAGUUAAGGAGAGACUAUACCAAUAAAUAAUUCAAUAUUUUAAUUGUGUGUUUCUUUGACUAUUUCCCUUUACUCGUGUAAUUUAUUGGGCGGAAUAUGGUUUAAAUAAAAUACGUUGUAUUAGAGUUCUACUAGACUGAUCAUUCAGUGGUAUUUCAUGAAUUGCGAUAAUUGACGUGUAAUCAAUCAGUCAUGGAAUUCUUCUUUGUAAUAUAAGUUAAUAUGCAUAUCUUAUAUUAUUAUUUAAGAUGAUAAUAAAAUAGUCAAAAGUUCAUUACUA
Vicia villosa (hairy vetch) is the source of this 1188-nucleotide messenger RNA. RefSeq names its product CRAL-TRIO domain-containing protein YKL091C-like. Bases 76 to 888 code for a protein of 270 amino acids. NCBI's taxonomy places the organism in Eukaryota, Viridiplantae, Streptophyta, Magnoliopsida, Fabales, Fabaceae. The record is from RefSeq and is a predicted model, not a curated record. The transcript is spliced from 6 exons.